Carlito syrichta (Philippine tarsier) is the source of this 1545-nucleotide messenger RNA. RefSeq names its product major intrinsic protein of lens fiber (gene MIP). NCBI's taxonomy places the organism in Eukaryota, Metazoa, Chordata, Mammalia, Primates, Tarsiidae. The record is from RefSeq and is a predicted model, not a curated record. Gene Ontology annotation, biological process: transmembrane transport. Gene Ontology annotation, molecular function: water channel activity. Gene Ontology annotation, cellular component: apical plasma membrane; plasma membrane. The transcript is spliced from 4 exons. Bases 33 to 824 code for a protein of 263 amino acids.
GGGACCCAGGCAUUGUGCCCAUCCCCCCUGCCAUGUGGGAACUGCGGUCAGCCUCCUUUUGGAGGGCCAUAUUUGCCGAGUUUUUUGCCACCCUCUUCUAUGUCUUCUUUGGGCUGGGGUCCUCACUGCGUUGGGCUCCUGGACCCCUGCACGUCCUGCAGGUAGCCAUGGCCUUUGGCUUGGCCCUGGCUACGCUGGUGCAGUCUGUGGGUCACAUCAGCGGAGCCCAUGUCAAUCCUGCAGUCACUUUUGCCUUCCUUGUGGGCUCCCAGAUGUCCCUGCUCCGUGCCUUCUGCUAUAUGACAGCCCAGCUCCUGGGAGCCGUGGCUGGGGCUGCUGUGCUGUAUAGUGUUACCCCGCCUGCUGUCCGAGGAAACCUAGCACUCAACACGUUGCACCCUGGGGUGAGCGUGGGCCAGGCCACCACGGUGGAGAUCUUCCUGACGCUCCAGUUCGUGCUCUGCAUCUUUGCCACAUAUGACGAGAGGCGGAAUGGCCGCCUGGGCUCCGUGGCCCUGGCCGUUGGCUUCUCCCUCACCUUGGGGCAUCUCUUUGGGAUGUAUUAUACUGGUGCAGGCAUGAAUCCUGCCCGCUCCUUUGCUCCUGCCAUUCUCACCGGGAACUUCACCAACCACUGGGUGUACUGGGUGGGCCCAAUCAUUGGAGGGGGUCUGGGCAGCCUCCUCUACGACUUUCUCCUCUUCCCCCGGCUCAAGAGUAUUUCUGAGAGACUGUCUGUCCUCAAGGGUGCCAAACCCAGUGACUCCAAUGGACAACCAGAGGGCACAGGGGAACCUGUUGAACUGAAGACCCAGGCCCUGUAAAAGCUCCAGCUGGAGAGAGGGAGUAGAAAAGCUUCUGGGUUUAUGUGAAGGGGCUGAGCCAACCCCUGGAUGAAGAAAGAGACUGUGGGGAGGGGCAUGUACUUCUUUAUUUUUUAACUUAUGUGUUUUUUUUUCUUUUUGCCGUGUGAAAUCUUUCAAGUUGCAUUCAUGAGCUGGUUGGUGCAAACUUCCCUUCCUCCCCACCCACCUCCCUUCGCCGUGUGUGCUCGAUCAUGCAUAUGAAUGUGGGUGAGUGUGGCUGUGUCUGAGUUCUGGGGCUUGAGAGCUAGGGAAGGGAAAAGUGGUGUCAUCCUAUACCUCCCUUCCCCAACCCAGUGUGGUGAGCACAAGGAACCAAGCAAGACCUUAAGUUUCUGGUCUUUACCCUCCCUACAGUCAAGUGUAUGGUUCUUGAUUUCUGAGGGAGCAGGGAAAGCAGGGAGUGACUCCUCACAAGAGGCAGAUGGAGAAAAGUGGAGAAAAGGCAUUUCAGAGGUUGGGAGGAGAGACUUGAGGGAGGUGGGUGACUGGGAAAAUGGAGUUAUUAGACCCAGAUCAGGAUGCAAGUAUACCAAAAAGUUUUGAAGAAGUAAUGGAAACAUAAAGCCUAUUAAUCUCAGGGAUGCUUGCCCCAGGGACUUGGGUGGGGAAGUAGCUCUGAGAAAAGUGAACACUGGGAUAUGAGCUGUUAUGUAAAGCCACAUAAACCUGUCUCCAUCCA